Molecule: messenger RNA, 6418 nt
Organism: Microplitis demolitor
Lineage: Eukaryota; Metazoa; Arthropoda; Insecta; Hymenoptera; Braconidae
Product: 5-phosphohydroxy-L-lysine phospho-lyase
Exons: 10
Coding region: 4783-6255 (490 amino acids)
Cellular component (GO): mitochondrion
Molecular function (GO): pyridoxal phosphate binding; transaminase activity
Source: RefSeq, a predicted model, not a curated record
UAAAUUUAAAUUAUUCCAAAACGCACGAACAAUUGAAAAUCACAAAUUAAUUACAUCAAUUAUUAAACAUUACUUUUCAAAAGUCAUUAAUAAGUAAUUGAAACAAUGAAACAAAUACGAAUUUAUCCUACAAAGUACAAGAAGAAAUUAAAAGUAAUUAAUCAAAGUGAUAAAUCAAAACGAAAGGAUCAACUUAAAUAAGUCAUUAAUAAAUAGAGUACUGACUCAUGUUUAUCUGUAUUGUUUAUAUAUUUUUAUUUCAAUCAUUUUACUACGAUACAUGCAUACUUGAGGCACUUUUUUACAGAUGAAAUAUUUUUUUUUUUGCUCAUAUGUAUAUUACAUGUAAUUUAUUGAACUCUUUACCGGGAAUAUUUAUCAAUUCUGAAGCAAAUUUUGAGCAAGUUAAGGAGAAUAGAGCAAAAUAUUAUAUCUAUGUAUACUUCGGUUGAUUGAUGCUUAUGUAGGGAGUUUGAUAUCAGCAAAUGCAGAGGGCAGCAGUCGUGGCCGAGUGGUUAAGGCGUCUGACUAGAAAUCAGAUUCCCUCUGGGAGCGUAGGUUCGAGUCCUACCGACUGCGGAUUUUUUUUAAAUUUUAGUAUACAAUUCGAAAUUCUUCAAAAAUAUACUAUGUUAUUAUUAAAAAUGCCUUACUAUCAUUUUUUAUUCGAAUUUGAACAACAAUAACAAAGAAGUUUAAUAAUAACAGUUGUUAAUAAUUAAUGCAACAGAUAUGAUAAUGAGAGACAUUAACUUGUUUUAUCAUAAUACAUUUCUCAUCGUGACAUUGUAUAAAUUAUCAUGGCAAUUAUCUACAGGUAAUUAACCAAAUACCCUUGUCACUUAGCUAAGAUAUCGGUGUAAUUGCAUAUUUAACAUUUAAACUCUCGAGCCGUUUAUACCUGACACUUAUUAUUAACCACUCAUAUUUGUUUGAUCAAAUUAGCACAUCAUUUGAAACACUUGAACAGUAUCAUAACUAUUAUCAACAAUAGUUGCUGUUGAAUUAAAAAAAAACAUAUGGGUUUAUCAAGUGCUUGUACACUCGUUCAAAAAUUAAUCAUCUAUAUCUUUACACAAACAAAUAUAAAUCUGAAGAGAUAAUGCCCAUCAUUUUACGAAUGACGUUAUUGACGUAAUCUGUGGAAAUUUUUCUGACCGAUAAUUUUUGACGUGGGUGUGUAUUGUAAUCUACACUCAAUAAAUAUAAAUUAUUAAUCAAUUUAAACUUAUUGAUAAAAUUAAUUGCUGUAUGUAUACAUAUGUAAAUUUAUCAAUUAUUAUAAUUCACACUUCAUACUAGCGUUCGGUUAUUAAGAGUUUAUUAUAUUGUUUGAUAACGUUAAAUCACGUGGACAUAUAUACACAUAUAUUUACCAUGAUCGUAACAAUCACGUUGCGUUACCACGUGUACUGAGCUGUAUUUAUUUAUUAUUGAUCUCUAUUAUAAUUUUUUUUUUAUUUUAGAAAAAAAUUGUUUUCUAGAAAAAUCAUCGAUUAUCUGAAGCUAUUUACAUAUUUUUUUGUGAUCAAUGUUAUUAUGGUUACUCUAUAAUUGCACAUCUAAUGCGCAAUUGAUUUUUUACACUAAUUUAUUACUUCUCAAGACUUGAAUGCAAUGAAAUUCUUCUAAGAUCAUAUGCAAUCUAUUCUCUUUCUCACAUACAUAUAAACAAACGAAACGAACAUUGUUGCACUUACAUCAGCAAAUGGAAAUUUAAAAUCAGCCGUUCUCAGAUAUAAACUGAAAUUUCCGAACGAGAAGCAUUUCAUCUAAUAAAUAAUAACUUUAUGCAUCGAAUGAAGUAUUUUAUUUAAUGAUCUAGGUCUUUGUCUAUGAAAAGGAAUCAUUUGAAAAUUACCUAUUUCACUCUCUUAAAAAUUAUGAAAAUCUAGAAAUUUAGAAUUUUUAUCUCAAUGGAUUCUCAUUAAAAAAAAAUAUUUAAAAUUUAUAAAUCUACAAAGUAGUGUGAGCAAGUAGGGUAGAGGUACCAUUUGUUGCCACUGCUCCAUUUUUGGGCAUUUAUACUCUAUUUUCACUAACGAAAAAGUGUAAGAUAAAUUUCCAUUUAAAUAGGGGGAUAGAAGUAUCUCUAAAGAAGUUCCAAGAAUUAAUUAUGCUAUUGCGUAUUUUGAAAAUUAUUUUAUUUUAAUUUUUCAAGCGUCCAAAACUGGCUCUAAAGUGGUCAAAAACAGUACCUCUAUCCUGUAUAUAGUAGAGGUGGGUAGUUCCGGGAAUAUUCCGGAUUGAACCUGGAAUGUUUCCGGAGCGAAAAGGGAGCUAGUUCCUGGAAUCAUAUCCGUGGAACUAUUCAAUGUUUUUAAUUCUCCUGAAGGUUCAGUAUUUAGAACGUAGACAUACAAAAUAUUCUAGUAUACACAACAUUAUGCUAUGUGACCUAUGUAUUUAAGACGCAUUCACGGCGGACUAUAUUAUUUUAUACUAAAUAGAAAAUGAAUUAUGAUUGGUAUUCAACUCAAAGUUUCAUAAAAAGUCACCAACUUAAGAUUAUUUUGCUGCUUUACUGCUUGUUAAUAAAGACAGCAGUGCCGGACAAAAAAGAACUAGUGAGUAUACUAAAAUGAAUUUUGAGGAACGAUCGGAUACGUAUCUGUACAAAAGACAUAGUUCAUGGGACUAUACAGAUCUGGAAUUGCCCACCUCUCAUAUACAGAAAGAAAUAGAAAUUAGAAUAUAAAUACAGUUUACUCUAUUUUUUUCGCACAUAAAAAUUUUCAUGUUUAGCUGUGAUACGAUUUAACUAAAGUUAUGAAUACAUCAUUUUUAGACGUUUUUUAAUGUCGAUUAAAUUAUCUACUUUUUUUGUACUUUCCCUGAUACCCGGUUAUACCUUUAGCCCUCAUAUUGCUGUGUAGUAAAAAUAAUCAGUAUAAUAUAUUUAUGAAUGUUGAAGGAAAAAAAGCAGAAAUACAUAUGAGAUGGACAAGAAAAAUAAAUAAAGGAAAAGUAAAUAAUAUAAAUAUUGAUAAGAGGUCAGUAGGAAAAAAACGAUUCACGUGCUGAUCGAGAGGCCACACGUGUCCCUAGUUAUUACGAUAGAAUAGAACAAACGUAGAUAUGACAAUAUUUAUGCAGGUGCAUUGACGGCGAAAAGAGAACGUCGAUAAAGUCUACUAAGACAAUAUUUAAUCUUACUCUUGAAACAAAAAGUUAUCAAUACACAUAUGUACAUACACAUUAACUCAUUUUUUAUUUAAUAAAAUUACGAAAUCGCGUUAUCGUAAUGGAAAUUUCUUCAUUAGCAGUAAUUUCGCAAUUGCAAAAUUUAAAUCAGAUAGACUUAAGUAUGGAAAUUUAAAAAUUUUUUUUCAAUAAAUUGUAAUUAUUAUUUGUGUAGUCUAAUAAAAAAAAUUAAAGUGAUAAAUCGAUUGAACGCGGUAGAGCGAUACUAAUUUAGUGAUGUGAGAACCGAAGCGAUGCAGAAUGUACAUAUUUGUGCUGCUCGUCGAAUGAAACGAACGAGAGCGGGAGUGUGUAGAUCUAUCGAAAAGUGCAGUACCGAAUAGUGUGCAAAGGGAGUUAACAAAUUGCUGUCAACGAAAAUCAAUUUAAAUCUCACUAUAACUGAUGCUUCUGAAACUGUUAUCAUUUAAGCUGAUUAAGUUGUUUCGGAGUCGAUUUGUUUAGAUUUCUAUCUUCAAUUGAUUGCCCGAAAAUAAGCAUAUAGUCAUCGGCAAAAAAUUCAUCGACAUCAACAAAAGGUCAAGUCAUAUUUUAAAAGUUUCUAUGACGUCCAUAAAAUAAAAUAAAGUCUGAGUAGUUAAAGCAUAAGCUAAUCCGCUCUAAUUCAGUUUUAUCUGAUCUACAUUAAUCCAUCUAAAUAAAUCUAUAUCGGAAUUAGGAAACAUUAAUACGAGUGAUUUAUUUACUCAGAUAACAAAGUUUGCACUUCUACAAUGUAUAUAAUAAAUAUAUAUUUUUUGUGCGGUAUUAUCAUCAAUAUUUUUAAUUAAUUUAUUUAAAAGUCUAAUUAGAUCGACUGGGAUAAAAAUAUAUUUAUAAGUAUAAACGUUUGAUCACAAUUAGAACGAGCCUCCUUCACGUGACAACAAUCUCCCACAAUGACCCUCGGUCGUUGAUUUGAUAACAUAACUAUUUGCGUCUUAGAUUAUAAUUCUUAUCACCAAUUUUCUUUCAUCACAAUAUCGUAACUUCGCUACGCGCUAAAUUAUUAAAACGACUGUCAAACAAAUUGAUUAAACAAUUUAUUAUCCAUUCAUCUAGUCAAUAAAAAAUACUUAAAAAAUUUUUUCAGACUAUUGUUGAAGGUGACCCAUUCCAAUUAAAGGGUCACCGAUAAAAUGACUUUAAUUCGUGAUGAUUCAAUGAUUGAAUAAAUUGUAAAAACGACAUGUUAUAUCAGUUGGUAUUUGGAGUUAUUAUUAAGUAUUAGUAUUAGUAUUAGUAUUAGUAUUAGUAUUUCCUUGGACUUGGAGAGUUGGUGGCUGAGGGGCAGGACAUGUUUAAGUGGUAAGCGCAUGUUAUCGGACGCCGGGGGACGGAAGACGCUAAAUGAAACGUGUAGUGUGAGAAGUAUAUGUUUUGUGGGGAUCUAGCGUAGCGUAGUUUGAAUAGCAGCUAAGCGGGAGGAUUUCAUGCGAAUGCGCGCGCAGAUCCCCGCUUUUUUCCCGCCAACUUACGGAUCCUAUAUAUGACGUCACCAUUAUAGGUCGGGACGCUUUCAGCAGAAGCUGACAAUUGCUUUCGGAAGCUGAGGAAUCAUCAUCUUUUACUGGCUAUUCAUAAGACUUUUUUUUAAAAAUGACUCCGACAACUGCAACAAGUUCUUCGGAAUCACUUGAACAAAUGCCUAAAAAUGACACUCUAAAAUUACGAGAAAGGCAUAUUGGGCAAUCAUGUAAGCUCUUUUAUCGAUCAAAUCCUUUGAAGAUUGUCAAAGCAACUGGGCAGUACAUGUACAACGAACGGGGGGAACGUUACCUCGAUUGUAUCAACAAUGUGGCGCAUGUUGGACAUUGUCAUCCAGAGGUUGUAAAAGCCGGUCAACAGCAAAUGUCAUUAUUGAGUACCAAUAAUCGUUUUCUGCAUGACAAUUUAGUAGUCUGUGCCCGUCGAUUGACUUCGCUGCUACCGGAGCCGCUGUCUGUUUGUUUUCUCGUUAAUUCUGGAAGCGAGGCGAACGAUCUGGCACUCAGAUUAUCUGAAGCACACACUGGAAAUAAAGACGUUAUUGCUCUAGAUCAUGCUUAUCACGGACACUUGACCUCGCUGAUCGAUAUCUCACCCUACAAGUUCAAUCAACUGGAGAACGGGAAAAAGGAGUGGGUGCACGUGGCUCCUUGUCCGGAUGUCUAUCGCGGAAAAUAUCGAGACGUGGACUAUCCAGAUGAGGAUCUCGGAGAAAAGUACGCGAACGAUGUAAAGAGGAUUUGCGAUAAUGUUAAGACCCAAGGACGAGGUAUUCGUGCAUUCAUCGCCGAAAGUCUUGUAUCCGUUGGCGGGCAAAUAAUUCCCCCGAAAAAUUAUUUCAAAAAUGUCUACCGCCACGUACGUCAAGCCGGAGGUUUGUGUAUCGCAGAUGAAGUUCAAGUUGGAUUCGGUAGGGUGGGAUCACACAUGUGGGCAUUCCAACUUUAUGGCGAGGACGUAAUACCGGACAUUGUAACGAUCGGUAAACCAAUGGGAAAUGGGCAUCCUGUGGCCGCAGUUAUAACAACUCAGGAGAUUGCCGCCAGUUUUAAAAGUACCGGGCUCGAGUACUUUAAUACGUACGGGGGUAAUCCGGUAUCAUGUGCGAUAGCAAAUGCAGUAAUGGAAGUAAUUGAAAAGGAAGGUCUUCAAAAGCACGCAGCAAGAGUUGGCAGUUACUUGUUGAAUGAAUUAAUUAAAUUAUCCCGAAGACGUACUAUUAUUGGAGAUGUACGUGGUGUCGGAUUAUUUAUUGGAAUUGAGUUGGUACGUGAUCGUGAACUGAGAACUCCAGCCACGGUGGAGGCCAAGCACGUCGUGUCUAGAAUGAAGGACGAAAAAAUUCUUGUAAGCAGCGACGGGCCUGAUAAUAAUAUUCUGAAAUUAAAACCGCCGAUGGUUUUCUCAAUUGAAAACGCCGAUCAUUUUGUACAGACGCUCGAUUACAUCUUGCAGGAGGUUGAAGUUGAUACUGAUCAAGUAAUUGAACCGACGACCGCGAUAUUGGAGGCAGUCAUCUCGGCGGUAGAUAUCGAUCCCUCGAUAUCACAGCCAACUAAAUCCGUGGCUAUUCGAGCGAACUAGGUGACUCAGUCAUCAAUUAUUUCAGACUAUUCAUCUUUGAUGCAACUUCUCAUCAUUAUUAUUAAUUAAUUAUUUUAGUAAUUAUUAUAAUUUAUAUACUAAUUGUCUAAAGUUAAAAUAGUGUAAAUAGAUUUGUAAAUAAAUAAAUAACAGCAUAAUUGUA